AUGGUUUUGUCCUUGCUUCUCUUGUUAUUCCAAUUACUCAUCUCAUCAACAAAGGGAGAUAUGGUUUGCAUCCCAAUUGGAAAUGACUGUUUGAGUGGUUUUGAUAUUACUGAGAAUUCAUAUCAAGUAAGGCAAUGCACUCACAUUCACAUCACUUCCAAUUUUUUAUUCGAUGAAAAUUGUGGAACGAUCUUUGUAGACUCUCCAAUUUUAGUAAUCAAAAAGUCGGGGGUUCUUAUCACAGUGAGUGAGAACUCAUUUAUUGUUGAUGGGGGGCUUCAAAUUGAAGAUAAUUUGGCAGUGAUAAUCAAGGGGUAUGUCAACAUUGAAAAAUAUAAAGUGUUGGUUGUACCACAAACAGCGACAAUUCAACUGGAUGAAGAUUACACUCCAACAACCAUGUUUUUAUUGUAUUUCAAUUUGAUAAUGAAUAGAAAAAUGACAAUAACAAAAGGAUUAAACGUUUAUAAAAAUACAACAGUGAAUGGAAGGCUUAAUGUGAAUUCUUUUGAAAUGAUUAAUGCUCGAUUAAUGGUGACAGGGUCUAUUAUUGCGGAUCAAUUUAAUUUGAGUGGAGGUGAAUUAUACAUUGAAGGUGAUGGUAUUGUAGAAGUACUUGAUUAUUGUAAUAUAAAGCAAACAGAAUGUGCAACAAACAUGGACACAACACUUUCAGUAAAGUAUUUAACUUUACUGGAUGGUACUGGAUUCCAGAAUUAUGGGAGUGUUGAAGCCACAACACUUGAUAUGAACGGAACUUCAAAAUUCAACAAUUACAACUCUUUGGUUAUCAACACUAGAUUUAGCACAAGAAAUUCAUCGAUCUACACUCACAACUCUGAUAAGCCCGUGACUAUUUAUUCAAAAGAAAUACAUUAUACUUGCACAACAUCAACAUUUCAAGACAGAUGUGUUGUAUUAGAAACAAAUGGUGCUUCCUUGUUAAAAAUAGUCAAAGGAAAUACAAUCUCAUCAACCUUCAACAUCUACAAUUAUGGACAAUUGAGUCAAAGGCUUAAUGUUAGCACAACUAGCGCCACUUGUGUUAAUCUUAUUUCCUUUCGAAACCAAUACAAUAUUGAUGUGACUAAUCCAUCAUUGUUUGAACUGAAAAAAAUGUCAAACAAUAGACUUAUUCGAAUAUGCCCAUCUAGUUUGGAAAACAAAGAAGUGACUUGCCAAAUGAACCAAACGUGGUACAGUCCAUCAAACAAUCCUUUUGGAUUCACAGAAAUGUACUGUCCUUGUAAUUUAAAAACUGAUAUUGAGCAGUGCACAAUCACUUACACUUUAGAUGGAACAAAAAGUCUUACAUUUGAUGGACCGAUACACGCCAGAUUCUCUGGAGAUACAGGAAAAGUAGUUUUAAAUUCUUUUGUAUUUACUGUUGGAGGUACAAUGAGAGAAGUAUUCGUAACAAACCAUUUCUCAGCAGCGACGAACUGUGGGGCAAGUUUUGAGUUUAAUGUGUCUUUAAUGAAACAAGUUGGGUCAACAAACGACUACGUUAUAAAUUCUGUUUGUGAUGAAAGAGUGUCAACAAUUGAUAUGCAGUACAAUCAAUACUCUUCAUCAACAAUUUUGACUAUUAAUAGCAUGUCUUCUUUGGAUUUCUAUUAUUAUAAUGGAUAUCACGACUUUGGUGAUUUCCGGUUUAAGUCUUUGACACAAUCUGUUGUUGAAUUUUCGUCUCAAUUUGGGAUCAAACCAGAAGGGUCGGAUCCGUGUAAAUCUGGAAAAUUUGAGAACGGAAUUUUAAAAUGUGAUUAUUGUUUUAGUGGAUCAUAUAUUGAAGGUGGAUAUUGUUACUCAUGUUCUAAUCGAGAUGGCUGUGAAAGUUGUGAUGGUACAAAAUGUACACUAUGCAAAACUGGAUAUUUCUUGACAAUUGAUAACAUUUGUGCUCUUUGCACAACAAUCAAAAAUUGUACUAAUUGUGAUAAAAAGACGGGUUUGUGUAUUGGAGAGUGUCUGGACACUUAUUAUAAAAUGGAUAGUAAAUGUUAUUCAUGCACAACAAAACCAAAUUGCGAAAAAUGUAGUACCACAGAAAACAAGUGUUUAAUAUGUACUUCAGAUUCUUAUCCUUCAUCAUCUCAAUGCUCUUUGUGUAGUACAAAAAUAGGGUGCUCUAAAUGUAGUCAAACAGAAGACAAAUGUACUGUUUGUAAAAGUGGAUAUUACCCAAAUGGAUCUGGAUGCACUUUAUGCACAUCAAAUACAAUGAACUGCAAAACUACCAACUGUUCCACAACAACUCAAGACUGUUCAGAUUGUAAAGACGGGUAUUAUUUAUCAAAUGGUAAAUGUCUUUCUUGUUUGAACAACAACUGUGUGGCCGAUUCAAGGUACUGCAACUCAAUAUCUGGUUACUGCACUUCGUGUAUUUCUACUUAUUUUCCACAAAACGGAGCUUGUGUUUCUUGUAGUUCUAAGCCAAAUUGUAAUGUCUGUGAUCAAACAAGCGAUAGAUGUACCACUUGUGUAAAUGGUUAUUAUCCAGUUAAUAGCGGUUGUUCAUCUUGUGCUUCACAAAAUUGUCAAACAUGUUCGUCUUCAAAUGGAACGUGUACUUUAUGCAAAGAAAAUUAUUAUUUAAGUGGAGCUAAAUGUAUUCAUUGUAAUAACAAAUAUGGGUGUUCGGUAUGCAGUCAAAGCGAAGACAAAUGCAUCACAUGUAACAUGGGUAAUUAUCCAUAUAAAGAAACGUGUGUAUCAUGUUCAGCAAGAAAUUGUAAAACUUGUGAUCCAUCAACUGGAGAAUGUUUGUCGUGUGAUAUGAACAAUUAUCUAAACAAUGGCGAGUGCAUUAUGUGUUCAUCCACAUUCUCCAAUUGUUACAAAUGUACAAAAAAUUUGUGUUUAUUAUGUUUAUCUAAUUUGUAUUUCCUUGAUAAUGGAAAGUGUUUGAGUUGCCAGAUGAAGGCGAACUGCUCGGAGUGUUCUCCAAGUUCUAAUGCAUGUACUGAAUGUUACAACGACAAUUAUCCAAGUGGUUCCAAUUGCUUGUUAUGUUCACAACAAAUGUGUAAAACAUGUGACUCAAAAAAUGGGAAUUGUACAUCUUGUUUGACUGGUUAUUUUCUUAACAGUAACAGUAAUAAGUGUAAUGUCUGUUCAUAUCAAUGUGCGAGCUGUAGUUCGUUAAAUACAUGCACACUGUGUUAUUCUGGAUAUUAUUUACAAAAUGGCGCGUGUAAUUCAUGCUCACAAAAAUUGAAUUGUGAACAAUGUAGUACCACAAAUAACAAGUGUUCAAGAUGUGAACCAAAGUAUUACCCACUUGAAAAUUACUGUUCAACGUGUACUUCAAAAAAUUGUUUGGUUUGUGGACAAAGUGAUGGUUUGUGUACCUCGUGUCUUGAAAGAUAUUAUUUGAAUAGUUCGAGUUGUAAACUAUGUUCAGAGGUACUAACAAAUUGUGAAACAUGUACUUCAAAUAUUCAAUGCACAAAAUGUGAAAAUGGUUAUUUUUUGAUCAACGGAAAAUGUCAAGCUUGUAGCCAAAAGGAUAAUUGUGAUUUGUGUAGUACCGAGCAGAAUCUCUGCUUGACUUGUAAAUCUUCAUAUUACCCUUCCGGUGUUGGAUGCUCGCCAUGCAUCUCCAAAAAUUGUUUAUCAUGUGAUUCUACAAAUGGAAUGUGUUCAUCAUGUGUUGAUGGAAUGGGUGUUACCGAUGGUUCAUGUUCUCGUUGUGAAGUUUCCAACUGUUUGAGGUGUUCUGGAAAUACUUGUUUGGAAUGUUCGAGCAAUUACUACAUGAUGAACAACAAAUGUUUGAAUUGUGAUAUAUCAAAUCCAAUGCAUUGUAAUACAAAUCAAUGUUCAAGUACAGACUCAUCUUGUUUAUCUUGCCAAAUCGGUUACUUCUUAACAAACAAAAUGUGUGUUUCUUGUUCUCAGAAUAACUGUAACACGUGUGACUCAUCUAAUGGUAAUUGUGUGACGUGUUUACCGAAUUACUAUUUGAAUGGCACUCUUUGUAAUAGCUGCUCAUCAACAAACCCAAUGAAUUGUGAGGAAAAUAAAUGCAGCACAACUUCUUCACUCAAAUGUGAAACAUGCAAAAUAGGAUAUUAUAUCAACAACUUUUCUUGUAUAUCAUGUGAUACAAAUGGUUGCGCUUCUUGUGAUAAAACAACUGGACAGUGCACAAAUUGCCCACUUAAUAAGUAUUUAAAAGAGGGGAAUUGUUUAUCUUGUGAUGUUACAAAUGAUCUUAAUUGUGAGCCUAACAAAUGCUACACAACGGGACAAAAGUGUUAUAUUUGUAAAGAAACAUUUUACUUGGAAAAUUCCAUGUGUAAGACAUGUGGAACAAACAAUCCCAAUCAUUGUUUGGAUAAUUUCUGUGAUCCUACAACAGAAGGACAGUGCAUUCUAUGUCAAAGUGGAUAUGUUCUAAAAAAUAAGAAAUGUGUGAAUACCGAGGAAUUAAUUGAAGGAUGUGAACAGGCACUUUCGGACACCUUUUGUGUAAAGUGUAAGUCCCCAUAUAAAUUAUUGAACGGGAGUUGUUAUCAAUUAGAAUGUACAAAUAAGGAUACAAUUCAAAUCUCAUUGGAUGUAUCUUGUAGUGCAAAUUGUGACAAUGGAAUAUCUCUAAUACAUCAAUGUGGAGGCACCAUUUCACAUUGUUUUAAGAUGUUGUUUACUGGAAAUAUCGAGACUUCAAAAUGUCUCCAAUGUCAAGACAAUUACAAGAGUGAAGGUAAUCAAUGUGUUCCAAAUAAACUGAAUGGAUGUGAUUAUCUCAUUGGAGAAACGUGUGUGUUACCGUCACUUGGAUAUUAUCUUUUUGAUGGCAAAACAAAUGAAUGUGACAACAGACAUUUGUGUAAAGCAAUAAUCUUACAAGAAAGUGACACAAUAAAAGAGUCGUUGAACAAUAGUACAUACAAUUUGACAUUUAGUUCAACAAAAUCAAAUGAAAUUAUUACUAUUAUAGAAAAUUAUGAGUGUUCUGAUGGAUUUUCUAUGGUUAAAAACGUGGAAGGAAAUUUUGUUUGUAAUGUAAUGGACUCACAAUGCAAUUCAAGUGGCAACGGAUAUCAAGGAACCCGUGAGUGUAUAUUCUGUAAUGGUGGAUAUUUCAUUAAAGAAGGAUCUUGUUCAUCAUGUACACCACAUUGUACAAAGUGUGAUAUUGAAAGGUGUUAUUCGUGUGAAUUAAAUUACAUAUUAUUAGAUGGAAUAUGUAUUGCAAAAAGUGAAAUAAAAUGUGAUCAAUCGAGUGUGGAAACUUCACUUUGUAUUUCAUGUGAAGAAGGGUAUUCGUUUGAUGAUAAAGGUAGUUGUCAAUACAAUAACAUUGACCCUUUGUGUAGAUACAGAAUUGAUAACAAAUGUGUGUUAUGUAAAACAAACAUGAAAGAAGCUAAUGUUUGUAACGAUAUCAUUGAAGACGUCAAAAAGUUGCACCAAAAAUCUCUUUUUAAUAGCGCAAAUGUCACAUAUAAAACAGAAGGAGAUGUUAAUAAUUAUGCCAAUUCAUGUCUUAUAACGACGCCUUCUGGCUGUGUCAGAUGUAAAAAUGAGUUUUACAUUUCUGGAUUUGCAUGUUUUCCAUGUGACUUAAAUUGUAAAAUAUGUGACCCACAUCAGUGCAUCACUUGUAGUUCACAAACUGCUUUAAAAGAAGGAAAGUGUGUUCCAAUCAACGAAGUUAUGACCAACUGUACUACAUUGAUGCCACAAAGUAUUGGAUGCGCAAAAUGUAAUGAUGGGUACUAUAGAAAUGGAUUGAUUUGUGAGGAAUGUCCAAUUGGGUGUUCGACGUGUAACGACAAAAGUUUAUGUUUUUCGUGUGAUAUUGGAUUUUUUAAAACAAGUGCAAUGGCUCUUUGUGAAUCAGAUAACAAAUUAUUAAAUUGUGUUAAUAAAACUAUAACAGGGUGUACUGAAUGUGAAAGGGGAUAUUAUCUUGAAAACUCAUUUUGUCUUAAAUGCUCUGAGUUGUGUUCCACGUGUAACAACGGGAAUACAUGUACCUCAUGUGCUGAUGGAUAUGUCAAAAAUACACUACAAAGUGAAUUUACGUGUAAACACUAUACAACUAUAGACAAGUGUGUAUCUACAUCCAACUCACUUUGCUCACAAUGUGAGGGAAAAUAUCGGCUUGGUGAUGAUGGUCUUUCUUGUGUGGAUAUGAGCAAAUUGAUCAUCAUAAUCCCAACAAUAUCUGUGAUAGUUAUCUUCAUUAUAAUAAUUGUCAUAGUAGUAAUAAUAACGCUUGUUGUUCUCCACAAAAAGGAGAGCGAGGAAAAGAUGAAAGACAUUUGCACAUUUCAAAUGAACCGAAGUAAUGUAAAUUUUUCAAAUGAAAUUGGAUCACAUAUAGUAGCUAAUAAACAGUAUUUGUCUUUUAGUGAAGAUUUGGAGCAAAUAAAAGUGAACGAAGAAACAAAAGAAAUUUUGUGUAUUGGAAACACGGGAAAAGAUCGUGUUAAAAUACAAAUUAGUUCCAAAGAGGAUAGCGAUAAAUACACAAUACGAACAAACCCAAAUUUAAUCACUUUAAAAAAGGGAGAGGCGUGCGAAUUUGAAAUAUUCAUAACACCACUGUGUACAUUUAAAAUUGAAGACCAACUUAAAGUGAUUUCUCUCGUAAUGAAAACAGGAGAAAAGUUCACAGAAGACAUCAAAAUGAAAAUCGAAACUGAAAUGUCGACACGACUUGAUCCAGAUGAGUUACAAGAUAUCAAAGCAAUAGGGGAAGGUUCCUUUGGGGUUGUGUAUUUGGGAGAAUAUAGAGAGAACCAGGUGGCUAUUAAGAAGAUGAAACACUUAGAAAAUGAUGAUGGUCUUAUUGAAUUUGAGAAGGAAGUUGCUAUGUUGGACAAAUUUAGAAGUGAUUAUAUCGUCCACUUCUAUGGAGCUGUGUUCAUUCCAAAUAAAGUGUGUUUGGUCACUGAAUUUGCUGAAUUUGGAAGUUUAGCUGAUUUAAUGAAAAAGCGAAGGAAGAAUGCAGUCACAUCAAGACUUAAAAUUAAGUUCAUGUUGGACGGUGCAAAAGGAUUGUUUUAUUUACAUGAGAACGGGAUACUACACAGAGACGUUAAACCAGACAAUAUUUUAAUUGUUUCACUCAAUGAAGGAGUGUUAGCGAAUGGCAAACUAACAGACUUUGGGUCGUCGAGGAACGUGAAUAUGUUGAUGACUAACAUGACUUUCACGAAAGGAAUUGGAUCUCCUGUGUAUAUGGCGCCGGAAGUCCUGAAACAAGAGAAGUACAAAAAACCGGCCGAUGUGUAUUCAUUUGCAAUUACUAUGUAUGAAUGCUUUGCGUGGAGAUGUGCAUACGUCGAUUUGGCAUUUAAAUUUCCAUGGAAGAUAGCUGAAUUUGUUGUGGGUGGACAUCGGUUAGAUAAGCCUAAUGAUGUCGAUGAAAAAGUGUACAAUCUUAUUACGUUGUGUUGGUCACAACAUCAACUAGAGAGAUUAGAAAUUGGGGAUGUUGUGAAUAAGCUUCAAAAACUUUAUUAA
This is a messenger RNA of Entamoeba invadens IP1, 7485 nucleotides long. Its product is annotated as protein serine/threonine kinase, putative. The transcript is spliced from 3 exons. Lineage: Eukaryota; Evosea; Mastigamoebida; Endamoebidae. Gene Ontology annotation, biological process: protein phosphorylation. Gene Ontology annotation, molecular function: ATP binding; protein kinase activity. The record is from RefSeq and is a predicted model, not a curated record. The coding region runs from base 1 to 7485 and encodes 2494 amino acids.